This is a messenger RNA of Populus nigra (black poplar), 1392 nucleotides long. RefSeq names its product MATH domain and coiled-coil domain-containing protein At2g05420-like. The record is from RefSeq and is a predicted model, not a curated record. Gene Ontology annotation, molecular function: protein binding. The transcript has 6 exons. Bases 222 to 1163 code for a protein of 313 amino acids. Lineage: Eukaryota; Viridiplantae; Streptophyta; Magnoliopsida; Malpighiales; Salicaceae.
UUUCAACUGGACCUUAAAAUUACUUGUUAAUUAAUCACGACUAAGUUAUGGUCUUUUUUAACUGUCAAAUUUUCAAGCCACUAAUUGACUAUAUGAGUAAACUCUAUCAGCUAAUGCUAUCACCAAUUUAGUUUGCUCAUCCUUAGGUUCAGACUCCCUGUCGAAUUGACCACUUUGGCCACGAGUCUGCAAAGGAGAACAAGAAAUAGAAGUGCGAUUCAAUGAACUCCGGAGGACAGGGAGUCACAAGAUCCAAAAGAGAUCUACCUCCAAUGCAUUACACCCUUAAGAUAGAGUCAUUCUCCUUACUUCUGAAGACAAAAGUCGAAAAGUAUGAAUCUGAUGUUUUUGAGGCCGGAGGCUACAAAUGGAGGUUGUGUCUUUACCCAAAUGGAAACACUAAAGGAAUAGGGAAAGGCUUUGUUUCCCUUUACCUGCAAAUAGAAAAUACAAGCAAUCUUCGUCAUCGGUGGGAGGUCACCACCGAAUUCAAAUUGUUUGUGCGUGAUCAUAUAAAUGACAAAUAUUUGACUGUCCGAGAAUCGGAUGCAUCAGUAAAACGUUUUCAUGAGAUGAAGACCGAAUGGGGUUUUGAUCAAUUGCUUUCCCUUGAAACAUUCAAUGAUGCUUCUAAAGGAUAUCUUUUCAAUGACUGCUGUGUUUUUGGAGCUGAGAUUUUUGUUAUCAAACCAACUGGAAAAGGGGAAUUACUUUCUAUGGUUAAAAAACCUGCAAAUGGUUCUUUAACAUGGAAGAUCAGAGAUUUCUCUAAAUUAGAUAGGAAGUCAUAUUUAUCCAAAGCCUUUACUGCCGGAGGCAGAAGUUGGAGAAUAGACGUUAGUCCCGAAGGAUAUGGUGAUGGAAAGGGAAAUUCACUAUCUGUAUUCCUGCAACUAGUUGAUGGUGGCAAACUUCCUCCAAAGAAAACUGUGUGGGCAGAAUACAAGCUACGAGUUUUGGACCAACGCCAUGGCAAACAUGUCGAAGAAAAAAGUAACCAUAUAGUGUCACGUUGGUUUACCUCCUCCAGUCAUACACGUGGUUUCCCCAAGUUCAUGCCACUGGGAGAUCUCCGUGAUGUCUCCAAGGGUUAUGUUAGGAAUGACACUUUAAUUGUUGAAGCUGAAAUUCUUACACUGUCCGUGUCCAAGCUUUUCUCAUGAAAAUUGCACCAUUUCUCAUACUGAAAUCGUCACUCUGUUAUUCGUAUCAAUAAUUAAGCUCUCUGUUUUAUUGUUAAGUGACCUUUCUAUGAAAAACCAUGUGUUAAGAAUAAGAAUCUAUUGGAUGAUAAACUGCAGGACAGUAAUUGAUUCCUAAUCUAUUGGAAUGACUGUAAAUGCUCUUGUAUAAAUACGUGAUGUGAUCAAUAAUAUAAUUCAUUCCAGCAAA